Molecule: messenger RNA, 2579 nt
Organism: Oncorhynchus kisutch (coho salmon)
Lineage: Eukaryota; Metazoa; Chordata; Actinopteri; Salmoniformes; Salmonidae
Exons: 10
Coding region: 134-2293 (719 amino acids)
Biological process (GO): detection of chemical stimulus involved in sensory perception of smell; G protein-coupled receptor signaling pathway
Cellular component (GO): membrane
Molecular function (GO): odorant binding; olfactory receptor activity; G protein-coupled receptor activity
Source: RefSeq, a predicted model, not a curated record
AGCAGGUAAUGAUGAUACAGUAUAUAAGCCUGUUGUCUCUGCCCAGGUACUCACACUAGACCUGGGCUGUCAGGUCCACCAUAUCACCUGAGGAGAUUAUCACCAGCCAGAGGGAGACGUCAACACCUCCAGGAUGAGUUCCCUGACCUCUGACCCUAACCAGACAGACGUCAACACUAUCAUCCGACCCCCUUACUUCUUCAUCAGUGGUUUCAGAGCCAUCCCCAACAUGAAAUACUACUACAUCUUCCUCUGUUUUGUUUACAUCAUCUCUCUGGUGGGCAACACCUUCGUCAUGACUGGCAUCUACGUGGACCGCAGUCUCCACAGCCCCAAGUACAUCGCUGUGUUCAACCUGGCCUUCACAGACGUGUGUGAAAGCACGGCCCUGGUUCCCAAGCUGCUGGACAUGUUUCUGUUCAGCAGACAGCUCAUCUCCUACGACCAGUGUCUCACGAGCCUCUUCUUCGUCUUCCUCUUCAUCACCAUGCAGUCCUUCAACCUCACCAUCCUGUCCUAUGACAGACUGGUGGCCAUCUGCUGCCCGCUCAGGUACCACAUGAUGAUCACUCACAGGUCCAUGCUCCAGCUGACGGGGGCCGCCUGGGCGUUUGCUGUGUUGAUGAUGUUGAUCUCUGUGUGUCUCAUCACCCGGCUCUCUUUCUGUAGGUCUCUGGUGAUCGACAGCUACCUCUGUGACCACGGUCCCCUGUUCCGCCUGGCGGCCCCCUGUUCUAACGUGGUCCCUAAUCAGAUGAUGGCGUAUCUCAACCCCUGUAUAGUUCUCUAUCUCCCCAUGGUCUUCAUCAUAUCAUCAUACAUCUGUAUAACACACGCCCUGUUCACCGUCACACUGCCCCAGGACAGACUCAGAGCCAUAAAGACAUGUACCUCACACCUAAUACUGGUGGCCAUAUUCUACCUGCCUGUUAUUUUAACAUACCUCCUCCAAUCCCUCAUACCAACCAACGCCCGGAUCAUCAACCUCUCCCUGACCUCGAUACUGCCACCAAUGCUCAAUCCCAUCAUAUACGUUCUGAAGACGGAGGAGUUUAAGGUAUCGGUCAAGAAGAUGCUCAGAAGAGGGGCCCAAAGAGCUGUGACGCAGGGCAAAGGAGUUAUUUUACUACGACACCACUUGCACAUUCUUCUUUCAUUGUUCUCUCUGCAUGUUCCUGCAAACAGACCUUUCAUUGUUCUCUCUGCAUGUUCCUGCAAACAGACCUUUCAUUGUUCUCUCUGCAUGUUCCUGCAAACAGACCUUUCAUUGUUCUCUCUACAGCAGACCAGGACCGUUCAUCCUGAUUCCUGCAGCAUGGCUCACGAGCAGUCAGUCCUUGUCUCUUCCAAUGCCACAUUCGUCCGUCCGUCAUAUUUCUACAUUAAUGGUUUCGAGAACAUCCCUCACAUCAAAUACUACUAUGUGUUCCUGGGUCUGGUCUACGCCGUGACAGUCCUGGCUAACUCCUUCAUCAUGACAAUUAUCUACCUGGCCAGGAACCUCCACACGGCUAAGUACGUCGUAGUCUUCAACCUGGCUGUGACAGACCUGUGUGGGAGCACGGCUCUCAUCCCAAAGCUCAUAGAGACUUUUCUGUUUGAGAAGCAGUACAUCUCCUACGAGGCCUGUCUCAGCAGCAUGUUCUUUGUCUAUGUCUUCAUGACUAUGCAGUCUCUCUCUCUCCUCACCCUGGCCUACGACAGGUUCGUUGCCAUCGUCUUUCCUCUCAGGUACCAUGUUAUUGUGACCAGAACGGCCAUGGUGGUGAUCCUAGUAGUACUGUGGCUGUUCACGCUGGCUUUGAUAUCCUUCACUGUUAGCCUCAUAACUCGCCUCUCCUUCUGUGGCUCUCUGGUGAUAAAGAGCUUCUUCUGUGACCACGGCCCAACCUAUGCACUGUCCUGCAACAACAACUCUCUCAACAACAUCAUGGCUUGGGUCUGUUUCCUGGUGGUAAUGUGUGUCCCCAUCAUACUGAUAGUCCUCACGUAUUUCUGCAUUGCCAUCGCGUUGAUCAGGAUCGCCACGGGGGAGGAGAGGGGUAAAGCCAUGAGAACAUGCACCUCUCACCUAAUUCUAGUGGCCAUCUUCUAUCUGCCCAUGGUGGGUAAUAACAUAGCUGCAGUAGUCAGCUACAUACAUCCUAAUGCCAGGAUCAUCAACAACUCAUUGACCCAGACCUUGCCUUCUAUGUUGAACCCCAUCAUAUACUCACUGAGGACAGAGGAGGUCAUGGACGCCAUCAGAAAGAUAUACAAAAGGAACACUGGAAAACUGAACACAAUAAGUUGACCUGUCACAAUAAAAAAAUACAAAUUAAUAAAUGACUUAAGUGUGUACAUAGUUUCUAGUCUGAAAAUAUAUCUAAUUUAAUUUACACCCCCCCCUCCCCCUCUCCUUUCAAACCUAGUCUCCUUCAAUUUACUGAGGAAAAUAAAGGUUAUACUGCCACCCUGUGGCUAAAGUCUGUAACAUGUGGUGCUGUAAACAAAAGGCCCAGUGUUGAACUACACAAGGUUGAAUGUGAUGGAAGUAAUUUUUUUCAACAGAUAAAUAAAAAUAAGACAAAGAAAACCAA